UUUUACUUAAGCGUGUCAAACAACCACAAAAUAAUUGUUAUAAAUAAAAAAUACUGAAUAAAGUUAUUUAAGCAAAUAAUUCACGCUAAAUUGUAAAAUACUGCGUAUUUGUAUUUAUAUUAGGCGAUAUGGCAGAUGUUCUUGAUAUCGAGAAUUCGGAGGAGUUUGAAGUCGAUGAGGAUGGUGAACAGGGAAUCGCACGUUUGAAAGAAAAGGCGCGAAAACGUAAAGGUCGUGGUUUUGGAACUGAAUCUGGCGGCGGCGGUGGCUCUGAAAGAGGCAAUAGGGGAAGAUAUGACAGUCUUGCUCCAGAAGGAGAUGGUAAUACACCUGGACCACAAAGGUCGGUAGAAGGUUGGAUCCUAUUUGUGAGCAAUGUACACGAGGAAGCCCAGGAAGAAGAUAUACAGAACCAGUUCUCAGAGUUUGGAGAAAUCAAAAACAUUCAUUUGAACCUUGACCGGCGCACCGGUUUCCUUAAGGGCUACGCUUUAGUUGAAUAUGAAACAUACAAACAAGCAGCUAGCGCACGUGAGGCUCUUGAUGGAGCUGAUAUUCUCGGACAGGCGAUAUCAGUAGACUGGUGCUUCGUGAAGGGGCCGACUAAAACUCACAAGAAACGACGAUAGUCAAUAUUAUAUUUUAAUUCUUGUUAUGUAUCGCACUUUAAAGUAUCUGAACUUAUUAAAUGUAAAUAGAUUCAGUAUCUUGUUAAUGUUACUAUAUCAAUA
Vanessa atalanta (red admiral) is the source of this 731-nucleotide messenger RNA. It is a transcript of the gene tsu, whose product is annotated as RNA-binding protein 8A. Gene Ontology annotation, biological process: RNA splicing. Bases 129 to 629 code for a protein of 166 amino acids. NCBI's taxonomy places the organism in Eukaryota, Metazoa, Arthropoda, Insecta, Lepidoptera, Nymphalidae. Gene Ontology annotation, cellular component: exon-exon junction complex; nucleus; cytoplasm. Gene Ontology annotation, molecular function: mRNA binding. The transcript has 5 exons. The record is from RefSeq and is a predicted model, not a curated record.